CUGGUACUCUGUCUUGGAAAGCAACUUAAUCAGAACCACACAUUUACACUUUCGAUGGAAACUUUGCGGGCUUGGACAUCAAACCCGGAAGAGAACUGACGUUAAUAAGCGAGACUAGCUGCGUUUACACAGACAGUGCGACCAUGGAAGCAAAAGCACACAGUUGUCACCGACUGCCUGGGAAAACAUCAAGAAAGAGGAGGAGGGAUGAAAUCAAUGGAGAGAUGGAGGGAGAGCAGGCCGUCAAGGUCCGACGAUCCACAGUGGGUCUGACAGAUCCAGACCCAUUUGCUGACCAGCUAGAACCAGUUACCGCUCCGUACGUGCGUGUCAGUAUGGCGGAGGCAUGCCAGGGCACCCCACAAGAGCGUCCAGUGCGGGUAUAUGCAGAUGGGAUCUUUGACAUGUUCCAUUCCGGCCACGCCCGAGCACUGAUGCAAGCCAAGGGGCUCUUCCCAAACACCCAUUUAAUUGUCGGAGAAGGGGCAAAGGCAUCUCUGAAUGUCACUUUUGCCAAGUUAUCCUCACUCCUAUACAUUCUGUCCCCAAGGAUUGGAAAGCUGCCGCAGUCAUCCCCCUCUUCAAAGAUUGACUUUGUCGCCCAUGACGAUUACCCAUAUUCUUCUGCAGGAAGUGACGAUGUUUACAAGCACAUCAAGGCGGCAGGCAUGUUCGCACCCACACAGCGGACAGAAGGCAUCUCCACUUCUGACAUCAUCACCCGUAUUGUCCGCGACUACGACGUGUACGCACGCAGAAACCUGCAGAGAGGCUACACUGCCAAAGAGCUCAAUGUCAGCUUCAUCAAUGAGAAGAAGUACCACCUGCAGGAGCGUGUGGACAAAGUGAAGAAGAGGGUGAAGGAUGUGGAGGAGCGAUCCAAAGAGUUUGUGCAGAAGGUAGAGACAAAGAGCAUCGACCUGAUCCAGAAGUGGGAAGAGAAGUCCCGAGAGUUCAUCGCCAACUUCCUUCAAAUGUUUGGCCCAGAGGGAGCACUGAAGCACAUGCUAAAGGAGGGCAAGGGGCGGAUGCUGCAAGCCAUAAGCCCCAGGCAGAGCCCCAACAGCAGCCCGACCAGAGAGCGCUCACCCUCUCCGCCGCCCUCCUUCCGUCUGCCCUUCUUCACCAAGACCUCCCCUCCCUCUUCGCCCCACCACCUCAGUGGAGCAGACCGCAUAAGCGAGGAUGACGAUUAGGAGCCUCCCUCCAUUCCUUUCUCUCCCUGUGGCUGAGAUGGUGCAGGUUAGGGUUAGGGUAAAUACCAUUUCAUUUCAGUCAAUUUAUUGAAUUGAAAUGGAAUUGACCCCCAGCCCAAGUGCUCACAAGGAAUUGAUAAUUCACAUGCUCUUGAAUUAGGAUGCCAUGUUGCGUUUUUUUCCUAUCCCGCUCACAUUACUGGUUAUCUUUACCAGGCCUCUAGUGUCAGUCAGGCCUUUGUCAUGUUUAAAGGAAACCACAACACAAUAGCACAGGAAGUUUAAUCAUAACUUUCUGUAAAACUGCUGUUCUUCGGGGUCACAGUGUUGUUAUACACAAAAUAGAUUUUUUAAAUGUUUCAUUUAUGAUGUAUAAAAUGAACAUGGGAAGGUGUCAGCCAAUACGGGCGUGAGUGAUGGGACACUCAUUCGCUCACAAAUUACUUGCAUGUUCUUCCGACACACACACUACUAUGGAUUUGCCAUGCUAAAUCCAUAGUAGCGCCAGAGAAAAUUGAACAAGUGAUAACCGGUACUUUCUGUAAAUAAUAUCUUUCUACUUUCCAAUUGAUUUCAUUCUGAAUUUUCCUUAUGGGAGUCACAUGAAGUAAUCGCUUAAGUCGUCUGGAUUUUUAAACUUCUCUGGUGAAAGCAUAAUUCACAUGGCACGACAAUGGGUAAGAAGCUAUUGAAUCUACUAGGGGUUAACCAUCGUACCGGAGUGUACGGAGCCCCUUCCCUGUUUCCCAGUCUAAAACUAGCCGGCACCUCAUACCAGCUGUCUGCCUUUUUAUCCCAUAACAAAAGCUGGUUUCAAACAUGGGGAGGGAGGGGACAUGGGAGAGUUUCCUCCAAUAUGAAGCAGUAGAAUGCCAUCCCUCCUCCCCCUCCCUCUAGUGAUCACGCUACAGGAGCAACACAGCAGCCUGUUGUUAUCAAUGAAAGACAUAGUGAGCCUCCCUCCCCUCAUAGAUGCAUUCUCUUCAACUGCCUCCACAGAAAAAGACCACUUGGGUAGAAAGAAAGCCUUGUGCAGAAUUCCGAAUACCCCCAUAGCCACCUACCACCCCUUAGGGCCUAGGCACUCCUGUAGAUCUGAAAGGAUGGGAUAGCUUUUGCGUUCUGGCUGGGUGGCAUUUGCACUGUGUUGGAUACACCUAUUCAGUCCUUUUAGGCCUAGGACACACUGAGGUUGUACAACUGAUGUACAAUGCAUUGGACUCGACAGUUGUGAUGCAAUGGAUAUUGUUUUUAACGGAAACGUUUAAAAUAUUGUUGUUUGGUGUCUCCAGAGUGGUUGGGUAAAUAUUUGUGUGCAGACAAAUGCAUAAAAAUACCUGUUGUAUCAAAUGCGUUGUACAACCUGAUGUGAACUAGGCCAGUAGACCUACAGGUGGCCUAAGGCUGUUCCACUUGCUCAGGAGUGAAGUUCCACUAGGGACAGAUCUAGGAUCAGCUUCCUCUCCCAAUACACACUAAUCCCAUUAGUGGAGAAAAUGCUAAACUGACCCAAGAUCAGGGGAAACUUGAUCCAUUCUGCUUAAUAACCUCCCGACUCUGUAACUGUAAUUAGGUUGAUCGAGGACUUUUGAUUACAUUGGUCACCUGAUUAGUCACCAAGUUGAGUUGUUUUAUCCUUGUAUUUUGUCAUUUACUUUUAUUUAAUAUGUACUAAGUGUGUUGGUUUGCGUUAAAAGAGAUCUACUGUAUGUACUUUCAUCUUGUAUAGAUGUCAUUUUUGUAUACCUCCUGGAAAAACCUUCUGCUGAUUUUUCUUAUUUUUUUGUUGUUGUAGAAAAUAGUAAUUCCACUAAUCAGUAAUUCCAAAUGCAUUGCGCAUCUCUACAACUUUAUUGCAAUAGAUUCCAAAUAAUUGUUUUGGGGGGGUGAUUUAUUAGAUUUUUUUUCCAGAGUGCUGAUGCUAUGUCUAAUCAGAGCUGCAUUGUGGCAUUCCUCCCAGACAUUAUUUUUUUUCAACAGAAUUAAUGUUUAAGCUUAGCCAGAGUCUGUGGUUAUUCAAAUCGUUAUAUUGUGAAUUGUAUUCUCUGAAGCAAGCAACUUUAGGCACUUAUACAAUAGUAUGUGAAAUAUUAUUCUGCGUUUACACGGGCAGCUCAGCCCGAUUCUGAUAUUUUUUUCACUAAUUGUUAUUUUGACCAAUCAGAUCAUCUCUGAAAAAGAUCUGAUGUGGAAGAAAGAUCAGAAUUGGUCUGCCUGUGUUGUGUUCAAUUGAAAUACUGUAGAAUUCCAUUCAUUCCUAUGGAGGACUGCUCCUACUGGGGAGUGCCAAUAUUGCCGACCUGUGGCUUCAAGGCCUCUCAAUGGCCAAUAUAUGGCAUCUGCAAUCCAGGCUUUGUACAGUGCAUUUGGAAAGUAUUCAGACCACUUGACUAUUUCUACAUUUUGUUAAGUUACAGCCUUAUUCUAAAAUGGAUCAAAUAGUUUUUUCCCCUCAUCAAUCUACACACAAUACCCCAU
Molecule: messenger RNA, 3674 nt
Organism: Oncorhynchus mykiss (rainbow trout)
Lineage: Eukaryota; Metazoa; Chordata; Actinopteri; Salmoniformes; Salmonidae
Source: RefSeq, a predicted model, not a curated record